CUCAUUUAUUUAAUUUUAUCGAACGAGGGUGAGAGUGUGAUGAAGGAAAGGCCUUCUCCUCUUAAACUCGAAAACGGACGGUUACUGUCCGUUUCUCUUCUCUACCACUCUUUCCCCUCCACCAUUGAUUUCAUAGCUUCAAGGAAGCAGGUUUUGUGAUUUGGGUUCUUUGGUGCACGGCUUUGGGUUUAGACAGGGUUUCCAUGCCUCUCCUUAAAAGAAAGCCAUUUCCCCAGGUGCAACCACCGCAGGAUUUGAAUCCAGAUGAGCCUGUUUUCCAAGUUCGCUUCACAAAAGAGAUAUUCAGGGACUACCAAGAAUAUGUGAACCGUAUAAAUCUGUAUCGUCAGCGGGUGUGGACAUGUAAUGUUACUGGGAAAACAAACUUAACUUAUGAAGAGGCGUUGGUCUCAGAGAGGCGUGCGGCUGAGAAAGUUCAACAGUUCCCAAAAGAGCUAAUGGCACCUGUGUUGCGUAUUGUGCAAUUCAGCACCCUUAGGCUGAAAGAUCUUAUCAGCACAAUAUUUACAAGGUUGCAGGGACAUUUGUUAGAGGGUGAAGAGUUGUAUGGAAGGAAGGAUCAGUCUGUUUGCCCAUGCAGAAUAUUGAAAAUUUUAGAGGAUGCUGACAAUACCCAUUAUGAAGUGGGUUGGCUUGACAAAAAUAAGAAAGUCACUGGAGUUUCAACAGUAAAUGCACUUAAUCUGAUAAGGAGAAAGCUUCCAUUUAGUAGAAACCUGCUAAAGUCUUUUAUUAGGGAAUCCACUUCUCAAAGUGCUCCAUGGGUGGUACACGAUAAUUUAGCAAGGAAGCAUGGGAUCUUGACUGAACCUCCAGAAGGUUUAAGAGACAAAAUUUUCACCAAUGGGUGUCUUUGCAGCAAUGAACGAAGACAGGAAAACAAGUCAGGCAGGGAUAACAUCUCGGAUGCUGAAAAUGGAAAAUUCUGGAAGAAAACAAAAAAACAAGAAAUCAUGAGCUCUGAUGCCCCAGAGACUGCGGGGAAAAAGGCAAGAGAAGAAGAAGAUAAGCCAAAGGAAGAACCGAUUAAAUACCCAAUUGAUGAUCUUCUAGUGAAGCCUUGUCCAGAUGAUCCAGAUUUUACCAAUCGCCCUUUUCCAACAAGGGAUUUCUGUGUGCCAGUAGAUUCUUUUGGGGACCUUCUCACGAUUUGGGAUUUUUGCUCGUCUUUUAGUAGGUUGCUGCACUUGUGGCCAUUCUCUCUGGAUGAUUUUGAAAAUGCAGUCUGCCAUAAGGAUAGCGACCUGAUUCUUGUUUCAGAAUCACAUUCAGCAAUUCUGCGCUUGCUUAUUAAAGACAAAGGCGACUAUUUUACAGCUACAAAGAAGAAAAGACGGAAAUCGAAGAUAACAUUGAUGAAUUGGACAGAGUAUUUAUGUGACUUCUUAGAGAUGGAAGAUAUACCAGAAUUAUCGAGUCAUAUAGGGACUAUAAAACGGGGGCAUUAUGGUCUUCUGGAUCCUCAUGUUAAGCUGGGAAUCCUCGGUGAGCUGGUCUCUCAGGCCCUUUCAACUGAUGCAAUUAGAGAGCAGUUGGAUGAGUAUAUUGGACAACGACGGGAAUUAGGAGCCAGAAAAAGGGAGAAAGCACUGGAAGAAGCUACGAAGAGAAGAACAGAGCAGCAACAUUUGAAAGAAACAAAGUCUGAAACCGAGGAAGUAAUGCAUGGACAUGAUUUGGAGAAUGGGGGAGGCAAUUCGUACAGUAAUGGGGAUGUUUCUGCUUAUGGAAAUGAGAAUUUUUCAUAUAACGGAAACAAAGGUUCAGCAAAUGGGAGGAGCAAUCACACAGUCACAACCUCAAGGAAUGAGAUCUUGAAUCAGCGGAUGGAUGCUAGAGUCAGCAUGGAGAAUGCAAAGGAGUCAUCUAGCCUGACUGACCACAGAAAGGCUAAGCGAAAGAGGAAGGACAAAGAGAGUGAAACUCAGGAAAAAAAUACUAAAGAACAGAGGAAAGAACAUUUUGAACGGGAGAUAGAGAAGCAAUAUAUAUGCACCAAUCCUCUAGGAAAAGACAGGAACUACAACAGGUAUUGGUUUUUCCAACGUGAUGGGAGGAUCUUUAUUGAGAGUUCCGACUGUAAGCAGUGGGGCUGCUACACCACGAAGGAAGAGCUUGAUGCAUUCAUUGGUUCGCUUAAUCCAAAAGGUGAGAGGGAGAUGGCCCUUCAGAAACAGCUGGAGAAACACUACAGUAGAAUAUCUUCGGCAUUGCAGAAGAGGUCAAAGGACAUUUCUCAGAGGAUUGCAUUGGAGCAGGCUGUGCUUAGGAGGUCAACACGUGUCCAGGCUCAACCGAGGGACUAUCCUGCUGCAGCUUUCCUCAGAUAUGUCAACAAGUGGAAGGAGGAUUAAUGGCUUGAUGGUUGGAAAUGGGACUUGCUUAUGAGGAUUAUUUUGGAUUCCGUGCUCGUCAACAAAAUGUCCACAUGGCUCUGUCACGAGAGUUUUGAGAAUAUUUGCACAUCUUGCUCAUGAGUUUUUGGUUCUAACUUCUAAGUCAUCUAUGACCUAUUCUGGUCGUCCAUCUUGGUAAAUGAGCAUAUGAUUGAAGUUAAUACAGUCCACACAGCAAAAGAAAGUUUUUUGUUUUUUUUUUUUAGGUCCCGAUUUUUUGUUUGCACUACUGCACACAUUAAAACAGAAGCCUGAUCGUGAUGGUGGGGAAAUGGCCAAGCUAUGUUUUUGCGAAUUUGACCAACAUGCCACUGUCAUUGUAAAUGACCUUAUCAUGUAAUUACAUUUACGAUAAUUCGAUUAAUUGGAGGAGGAAUACUUGUAAUUUUUAUUUU
Magnolia sinica is the source of this 2812-nucleotide messenger RNA. RefSeq lists its product as uncharacterized. The transcript has 11 exons. NCBI's taxonomy places the organism in Eukaryota, Viridiplantae, Streptophyta, Magnoliopsida, Magnoliales, Magnoliaceae. Bases 204 to 2375 code for a protein of 723 amino acids. The record is from RefSeq and is a predicted model, not a curated record.